Molecule: messenger RNA, 3324 nt
Organism: Cuculus canorus (common cuckoo)
Lineage: Eukaryota; Metazoa; Chordata; Aves; Cuculiformes; Cuculidae
Gene: TRMT10B
Product: tRNA methyltransferase 10B
Exons: 8
Coding region: 110-946 (278 amino acids)
Biological process (GO): tRNA N1-guanine methylation
Cellular component (GO): nucleus; nucleoplasm
Molecular function (GO): tRNA binding
Source: RefSeq, a predicted model, not a curated record
GCGCAAGGCCCGGCACAGCCAGCGGACCGCGACGCCUCCUCCCAUCGCGGCGGAUGCGGUUACAGAGGGGGCGGGCAGCCCGCCCCCUCCCGCCCCCGGCGGCGCGGCGAUGGCGGAGCCGGACGGGGAGGCGGCGCUGGCCUGCGAGGCGCUGCGGCUCAUGCGGAUCGAACCCACCGUUGAGGGCGGCGUGGCGAGGGCAUCGAGGAACGCGCUGCGCAAGCGACGGCGCUGGGAGCGCGUCCUGGCGGCGCGGAGGAACAAGCGGCCGCAGGAGCGACAGCGGAGCCGGGCACGGCGCGCAGCCAGACCCACGAGGAGCCGUACCCCGGUCCGGGAGCGGCUGCUGGCAGCACGGGCAGCGGGACCGCGGCUCUGUGUGGACCUCGGCGUGGCGAACACCAUGACUGAGAAGGAGACGAGCCGCCUCGCCUCCCAGAUCAGGAGGCUCUAUGGUGCCAACAGACGCGCCGAGAAGCCGUUCUGGCUCUGUCUAACGGAGUUCACAGAGGGCUCGCUGAUCUACCAGGAGUGUGUUCGCAUGAACGACGGCUUCUCCAAUUACUUGAUGGAUACAACACCAGGAAGUUACCUGGACCUGUUCCCUUUGGAUGCAAUUGUUUAUCUCACUCCAGAUUCUGAGAAUGUUCUUGAAGAUAUUGAUCCAAAUAAAGUGUACAUCCUCGGAGGCCUGGUGGAUGAAAGCAUUCACAAGAAGCUUACUCUGCAGAGGGCACAGGAGCAGUCUUUGCAAACAGCCCGCCUUCCCAUUCGUGAGUACAUGGUGAAGGCCGUGAACACCAAGAACUACCACUCAGAGACACUGGCGAUCAAUCAGGUCUUUGAAGUCUUAUUAACUUACUAUGAGACCCGAAGCUGGCCAGCAGCCUUGAAAGCUGGAGUUUCUUCUGGAAAAGGCUACGUGUUACCAGAUGCAGUGAAAUAAGUGGAAAUACCUCAGCAUGAUGAUGCACAAGAAAACUUUAUUUCGUGAUGUUAAGGAGCUGUGCAGACAAGAGAGAUAAACUCCCAAUUUCAAGCAGAGGCACCAGCAUGAAUAUGCAGAGAGAAAACAGCUCUGCUUAAACCUUAUUUAAGGACCUUGUCAAAAGUGACACAUUCUACCUCAGCGGCACAGUGCUGGACAUUACUUUUCCCCUUGAACAGAAAACAAAAGCAAAUGGAAUCCUGCGAUCAAGUGAAAACUGACAGGACUUCAGUUUUGCUUCCUUGCAGACACCUGUUAGAGCCUUUCUGACUCUUGCAUUUACACUUGUUCUGGGACAAGGGGAGAGCUUUAAGGUAUUUCCUUCAUCUUGAUUGAAGAGAAAGGUGUAGUUAGAAUUGCAAACCUGUCUGCAAAAUUCCCUCCACUGGAAAAGGACAGUGCUGUUCCAGUUGGAGAAUGCAAGAUGGGAAGUGAUUUCCCCUGUGGAGAAACAGUUCCAAGGGGCACCAGGUCUGAACAACUUUAAACCAGCUGAACUGAAGACUUGCUGAGUUGAAGCCUGUGCCUAAACCUGUGCAUCUAAUCUAAAAAAUCUAAAAUAAAAUGUUUACUCUUAAGCUCCCAUUGCAUCCUUACAUUGCUGAUGCAUGGUACAUCAUCACACACUGACGUGAAGUUCACUAACCUUCAUGUUCCUCCUGGGCAUGUACCUGGGAUUUGACUGUGCCCUGCACGCAGAGCAGUGACAUAUUUCACAGCCACAGCAGAAAGCAUUUUUGAUGCAUUUAAGUUGAUAUGUUGCCCCAGCUAUUGUUGCUAAAAAAUAAAAAUCCCCUUCACAGUCAAUGACAAUGUGUACCCACCAGCAGGACUUGAAAGCCUUCUGAGGUAAGUUAAUAUCUUGUUUGCUUCUAUGUUUUCAUUUCUCCUUCCCGUCCACAGGUUUUCACAACAGCAGGAAUACAGUGCCCAUGAGACAGUGUCCAUAAGGCCUGCAGCAGCUGCUGCUGUUUGCAGAGUGUUGUUCCCACGUAGGCGGAAUUUUUGUUUGCCAGUGCCUGUUGCUCUGUGGUGCCCUGUGGGCUCUUUCUGCAUCUCACCCACUCAGCCAGCUUUUACUCUUCAAGUCCUCCUGCUCAGCAGCUGCUACUGUGUGGUCAGAGGUCUGCACUUGGCGUUUGAGGCGUCAAGGUUCCAGUGAAGCCCUGGCUUCUGCUGCGCGAACACCAGCCACUGGCAGUGCCGCUAUCCCCAUGGUUGAAGGCACUUUGGCCACCUGUCCCCAUGCUCCUCUGCUGCCAGGUGCAGACCUCUCUGUCCUGAAUGUACUCUGCCAAAACCAGCCAUCUGCAGCAACAGCUGUCACGCAGCACACGUGCUGCAGGCAUCUCUCAGACAGCCUGGAGCUCCAAAAUGAGCCCCUCCGUUUGACACCAGCAAUCGGUUACCUGCCUCUGCAUCAGAAGGUGCCAAGAUUGUGCCUUUGGCACCAAAGUGCUGAUUAAUUCAGGAUGCACACCUGGAUGACCUCCAAGGGCAAACAGCUCACAUGCAGCUGGGGAUACAACACAUAUUAUGGAAAAACACCUACUGGCAAGGUUGUGAAAAGGGGCUUGUCCUCUCCUAGGGGCCAGCACAAAGGCUCCACAGCUGUGAAGGUGGCCUAUUGGCCUUGGGGCUUACUCAUUCCCUCUGGAAGACGCAGAUCUGUAAGUAAGUAGCAUGGGUGUUAUUCAGGGACUUUCUCAAGCAUCAGCAAAUGGGAAUAGAAGAGCUAGCUGACACACGAACCAUGUCAGAAGAGUAGGAUAUGGUGUUGUCUCCCUUGUGUGGGACAACACUUCUGCCCUUGCAAGGAAAUGCAGUUAAAUAUAGCAUAGUGGUGUUUCCAAAAAGGUUUCCAUUAUAAGUCCACACACAUCCUCAGCCACAGAUGGUGGACAAAGCAGCCUCAGUUCCUUCGUGUCAGGCCAGGGUGGGAUUUUACAACACUCUCUGUCAGAGUCUGCCUGGAGACUAAGGAGCACAAGGGAAGGCAGGCCAAAGGGCUACCACCUUUCUCCAUAGGUGACAGAAGAAAGCUAAGACAAUGCUUUGAGACUGGCCACCUGCAAGGCUUUUGGGAGGCGAGGGAUAACCCUCAGGCAAGAUACAUAAAGCCACUGACGUACUCUACAAUUUGCGCAUUACAUACGAGUUGUGUAUGCAGCAUUACACAAAGCUAGGCUGGCAGGCGGAGUGCCCUGUCCCACGACCACACCAUGGACAGGGUGGCUCUUGGUGGAGCUAAGCUGACACACAUGGACACAUCCUCCCAUGAUCAUUCUCAGGCUGUGGGGCCAGACAUCCUGCAGGAGAUUGCCGGGUAGUGGACA